Messenger RNA from Aphanomyces invadans, 2086 nucleotides. RefSeq lists its product as hypothetical. Lineage: Eukaryota; Oomycota; Saprolegniomycetes; Saprolegniales; Verrucalvaceae. The transcript is spliced from 4 exons. Bases 44 to 1486 code for a protein of 480 amino acids. The record is from RefSeq and is a predicted model, not a curated record.
CACAAAUUGCACAUGCUUGGCACACCUCAUUCCCAAUCACUCGAUGCUGGACGGUCACACGCCAAUGGAAGCUGUGCAACCAGUCCGCGUCAAGUACAUCAAGUUCACGUCCGCGAUGGACGUGGCGCUGCUCGAGCUCAUUCAGUUGCACAAACCGAUCUCGGCAAAGCAUGGAACGCGACUCGCGAUGUGGGAGCGCGUGGCACGAGACUUUGGUGCGCAAGUGUUUGAUAACCCCUUGGCUUGCAAGUGGCAGAUCUGUCGGGAUCGAGGCAAUCUUCUCCUUCGGUGGUUCGACGAUGGCAGGUUCGACAAACUGUUCAAGGACGACAGCGAAGCACGGAACAGGAAGAAGGAGGCACUGCUGCAGUCGUUGCGCCAGGCUUCCUCUGUGAAGCAAGGCAGCACAUCACCGCCGUCGCCGACCAAGUCUUCGUCCGCGGCAUCACCGACGCAUCCUCGCCCGCAGGACAAUACUCAAACCCUCCACGAGCCAAAACAUCAACCUACGAUCAGUCUCAUACCACGACAUUCAACGAUGUUCUCCACUGCAUCAUCUCCUCACGCGUCAUCGACGACGCAACGCAGCGCGAAGUUUCCUCCGUCUCCGAGCCACCUCCAUUUUCGCCCACAACAGGAGUCUUCUCCAAAUGGCGUGCCGUCGCCUCCGAUCCACCUCCCGUCUCUCAAAGCACAGGCUCCUCCCGCGCAGCCCGCCGCUCUACCCCACGUAGGUGCCACGACUGCUUCACCCCCGAUACCCUCCAUCGCACACCCCACUGCCAUGCUAUCCAUGGGGGCGUCGUCGUUGUCGAGUGCAGCACGAACGAAGUCGCUGCACGACCAACAACAGUCUCCCAACACGCCGUUCAAAGCCGAGGGAACUGCCACGACGGAAUCUCACCAAGUAAAUCACUUACCAGCGUUGGGGUUACCAUACUCGCACCGUCGGCAGCACCCAUCGCCACCACACUUGCCAUCGCUCGUCCAUCCCAACCACCCAUCUAGCAUGUAUCAACAUCAUUCAACCGCCGCCGCGUUGACGGCACCGUCAUCACGGAAGCGCAGGGGGCCACCGUUUGACGGGUCGUCGUCUGGCUUGGAUGCGACUGCCGCCCAGCUGCUUCGCAUCGUCGAGCAGAAACUGCAGGUCGACAUGGACAUGCGGCGACGAGACCAGCAACUUCGUGCGCAAGAACUGAAUAUGCAGCACCAACUCAUCGACUACUUGGACACGUCCAGACACACUCGCCGCCAGCGCCGCCGCAUCAUCAGCAGAAACAGCGGCGCUUCGUCGACCGACGUGGCCGUGAACGACGAAGACGACCAAGACGACCAAGACGAUGGUGGGGCAGCGGCGCGGCUACUGGAGCUGCUCAAGCACAAGAUGCAGUUUGACAUGGCACAUCACGCCGCCGAAAUGGAACUCCGUGCCGACGAAGUCGAGCUCCAACGCCGCGUGCUGGCGUUUUUAGCCCGAUGUUAAUGGUGAUCUUGACGUUACUUCUCCUGUCGUUGAUUCGUGGCUCCAAAUCGUCCGUUCGUUGUCGGUUUAGCAUCGUUGUCGUUUUCAAAGUCCCGAUAGACGGUCGUCGACGACGAGGUGGUUUGUGUGGUGGCGGCGCGCUCCAGUUUUUCUAACAGGUGCUUGAUAUUGGACUGGAUCGACGUCAAUUCUUCGUGCGUUUGGUUGUAGUAUUCGUCGCCGUCGUCGGCAGCAGUGCCCUUGUCACCACGGGGCCGCCGCCCGCCACCAACAGCCUUGUCAUCAGCAGCAAAGAAUCGAGGCAAGUCUUCGUCUUCACUCACUUCGCCGUCUUCGAUCUCAGGCAGGUCUUCCGUCAUUUUCGCCGAAAACGACUUGCAUCGAGUCGCCAAGUCUUGCAGCGCACAUGACAGCUCGAGCUCGGCGUCUUCGUCGACUUCGUCCACGCUGUCGUAGCUCGCGUCGAGGACGUCCAUUGUUCGAGGGGCCAAAAUGGACGGUGUGCUCAAUUCGCCGAAUGACACAUUUCUGCGCUCUUGUGCGACACAUCCACUCGUGCAAGCUAUUUUCGGGCCUCGAUGAGUCUAAUUUUGCCCACGA